This is a messenger RNA of Spizellomyces punctatus DAOM BR117, 3780 nucleotides long. RefSeq names its product DNA-dependent ATPase RAD26. Gene Ontology annotation, cellular component: nucleus. Gene Ontology annotation, biological process: transcription-coupled nucleotide-excision repair. The record is from RefSeq and is a predicted model, not a curated record. The transcript has 12 exons. Bases 1 to 3780 code for a protein of 1259 amino acids. Lineage: Eukaryota; Fungi; Chytridiomycota; Chytridiomycetes; Spizellomycetales; Spizellomycetaceae. Gene Ontology annotation, molecular function: ATP binding; ATP-dependent chromatin remodeler activity.
AUGGAAAACCAAAACGAUCCUGCCCCCCAAAUAUCUGGAGUCGCCACAGCGGAGACCGUGGCGACUAUUGAAAACAUUAGCAAGGAAGAAAGGCAGACAAGAGAGGAUGUGAGCUCAUUGCCUGCUCCGAUACCGUCUAUCGCAUUCGGCGACAACGCAGAUCUGCAAGGGAUAUCCAAUGAGCUGGGGGCUGACUUUGUGCUUGGUGUCACUGAUCAAACUGAAAUGGAAAGAGCUAUCAUGGCACAGGCAGAUGAAGCGCUAAGACAACGAGAAACCGAGGCGGAUGUAAAGCGCCUAGCGAAAACACGAAAGAAACUUGGAGAGCUUCAAGGUAAACUUGAAGAGCUAGAGGACAAGGCGAGCGACCAUCACGCAAACUCUAGCGUUGGACGCGGUAUUGAUCGACGCAUGCAGCGCAUUACCGACCAGAUUGAGGAUUUAGAAGCGCAAAAACGCCAGAUUAUCGCUCGGAUGCGCAGAAGCUCGCUCACCUCUGAAGGUCCGGAGUCCGGAAUUUCGGGGAAGGAAACGGAACGGGAGCGCUUGAUACGUACGGGAAAGAUAACACCGUUUUCGAGCAUCGCAGGAUUAGAGCGAUCUGUUAAUUUUCAGGGCCGUACUUCGCACGAUGAGGACACUGCAGCGGAUCGGGUCGCUGAAGAUUUGCCUGUCGACAUGUUACCGAAUGCAGACAUUGGAGCGAUACGAGAUGAGGAAAGGGAUUCCCGCCGGAGGGAAAGCAAACGAAAGCGGUCAUUUGAUGAGCGAGAUUAUGAGGACUCCGAAGAACUGGAGGAGAGCGACCAGGAUGUGGCCAGUGCAACCGCGCUAUCGACGGAUGAUGACGAACGCAUGCUUGAGGGUAGCGCCGACCACUCACAGCAUGGGAGAAAAGGACGCUACGUAGACCGGCAUGUGGAUGACGGUGAUGAAACUGUAUACCAAAAGCGAAUAUCGGCAUGGGCUCGACGUCGGCGACUAAAACGCCUUAGACAUGCGGGUAACGUGGAAGAUGAAAACCAUCGGCACUUGCUGGACGCAGAUCCCGAACAAGAGAUGUUUCAACCGUCUCCGCACGAUGAUGACGCAGAGUUUGAAGGGGGCUAUCGUUUACCUGGUGACCUCUACAAUGCGUUGUUUGAUUACCAGCGGACGUGCGCUAAGUGGCUGUGGGAGCUACAUUGUCAGGAAGCUGGAGGUAUCAUUGGGGACGAAAUGGGAUUGGGCAAAACCAUUCAAACUAUUGCCUUUCUCGCCGGCCUUAGCGCUUCACGUUUGCUUAAUGGACCGAUAUUGAUUGUCUGCCCAGCGACCGUACUAAGACAAUGGGUCCAAGAGUUCCACACAUGGUGGCCACCGCUCCGGGUUGCCAUUCUUCAUUCUACAGGCAGUGGUUUAGCAGAAUCUAUACCAGCUGGAGAUUACGAGGCUUCACGCAGUCUGGAAGAAGACAUAUUUGAUGAUGAUGAUGACGAAGGAAAAGGAGAAGAUGACCGAAAUGGCGAUCCUUAUGAAGACAGAAGAGGAGGUGUGAGAAAGCCCACAGUGAAGAAGGCGCCUAAGAAAAGAACAAAACUAUCGGCAAAAGCUACAAAGAUGCUGAGCAAAGCGCGCGCGUUGGUGGACCGUUUAGUGAAGCAUGGUCAUGUAAUUCUUACCACUUACGCUGGUGUGCGAGUAUACUCGUCCAUACUUCUUCCGGUUAAAUGGGCGUAUUGUAUUCUUGAUGAAGGACACAAGAUUCGCAACCCGGAUGCCGAGAUUACGCUCGCUUGCAAGCAGCUAAGGACACCCCACCGCAUUAUUCUCACCGGAACUCCAAUUCAAAACAACCUGACGGAGCUAUGGUCGUUGUAUGAUUUUGUAUUCCCUGGCCGACUUGGGACUCUUCCGGUAUUCCAAUCUCAAUUUGCAAUUCCUAUUAGCAUUGGGGGUUAUGCGAACGCCAGCAAUGUGCAAGUUCAAACGGCAUAUAAGUGUGCCUGCGUAUUACGAGACCUGAUCAGUCCCUACCUCUUACGGCGCAUAAAAGCAGACGUUGCGGCUGACCUACCGAAGAAAAGCGAACAGGUCUUAUUCUGCCGAUUGACGAAACGGCAGCGCCAGGAAUACCAGGCAUUCCUUAAAUCGAAUGAGGUUGUUAGCAUUCUACAAGGUCGACGGCACGCGCUGUAUGGAAUUGAUAUUUUACGUAAGAUAUGCAAUCAUCCCGAUUUGCUAGCCAGGAAUGAGCUUUCGAAGGAUAAAAAUUACGGGGCUCUCGAUCGAUCUGGAAAAUUGAAAGUUGUGCAGGCGCUUCUGAAAAUGUGGAAGAAACAGGGGCAUAAGACUCUACUAUUUUGCCAGACACGUCAAAUGCAGGACAUUUUGGAGAAGUUUAUUAAAACCGAAGGCUACAAGUAUCGCCGUAUGGACGGUACGACGCCAAUAAAGAAUCGAAUCGCCAUGGUCGACGAAUAUAACGAAGAUCCCAGUAUUUAUGUUUUUCUGUUGACGACAAAAGUGGGUGGAUUGGGGAUCAAUCUUACGGGGGCAAAUCGUAUAAUCAUAUAUGAUCCGGACUGGAACCCUUCAACCGAUGUUCAAGCUCGCGAGCGGGCAUGGAGGGUAGGGCAGAAGAAGGACGUGACCAUAUACCGCCUCAUGACCUCUGGGACGAUUGAAGAGAAAAUAUAUCAUCGGCAAAUUUUCAAGCAAUAUUUGACGAACAAGAUCUUAAAAGAUCCGAGGCAGCGGAGGUUUUUCAAGAGCAAUGAUCUCAAUGAUCUUUUUACACUUGGGAGUGCUGACGAUGUAGGGACCGAAACAGGUGACUUAUUUCACGGGACGGAUGCGGAGAUUAAUUUCGAAGAAGCUCAAAUGACGACGGACACCAAAGGAAAGGGAAGAGCGGUAAUACAUACCACUGAGCAGAUUGAAAAUCUUUCAACCAUCAACGAUCUGGAAAAAGUGGAUAGCUACCAUUCGCCAGAGGAAGCCCACACGUCAUCACCGCAAGAAGCACGUUCUGGCGAUGUGAUCUCCCUAGAAGACGACGAUUCUCGAAUGUUGAGGGCUCUCUUCUCAAAGUCUGGGGUUCACUCUGCUCUGCGACAUGACGUCAUAGUAGAAGCUGCAAGUCCGGAGACUGUCAUUGUGGAAAAAGAAGCAUCUCGGGUAGCAAAUGAAGCUGUAGCGGCUUUGCGUCGAAGUCGAAGACGUAUACGGCAGAGAGAAGGCAUCCACGUACCGACAUUCACAGGAAGAAGCGGAGCAGCAGGUGCACCUGCCUCCGUUUCUGCCGUACACGCUCCGAGAAGAUUCGGGCCGAAAGCGACCGGUGCAACUCCAGCGACCAGCGGGUCUGUAUCACCGAACCCGGCUGCGUUAUUUGGUAGCGGUAGUUCUUCAGGAUUCCGCAAUGUCCAGGCUGGUACUGACUUUCCGCAGACGGCUGCACCCACAACCGAUUCUGUCGGAGCACCAAGCUCCUCUGCGAUAUUGGUCAAUCUACGCAAAAGAGCUGCUAUUGAACGUAAUAGCGACGGUAUUGCUAGAGUACCGAUUUCUAAUGAGGACAUAGACGUAGCGUCGAGAGAAGGAUUGGCCGUUCGAAUCAGGGACUUUCUAAGCUCUUGCGGUGGCAGUGCAUCGACCAGUGAGAUAUUAGAGGCGUUCCGCAGCCAGGUCGAUGGGGAAGAUGCUGUCAUGUUCAAAAAGAUGCUGAAAGGAAUCGCAGAGUUUCGACGUGAUCUCGACUCCAAGGGCAGAUGGGUGUUGAAACAGGAGUUUGAAUGA